Molecule: messenger RNA, 2610 nt
Organism: Nylanderia fulva
Lineage: Eukaryota; Metazoa; Arthropoda; Insecta; Hymenoptera; Formicidae
Source: RefSeq, a predicted model, not a curated record
UUCAAGCGGUUUUUUUUACGAAAUGAAAGCAAUAAUACAGCGAGUAACGAAGGCUUCAGUUUCAGAUACUAGCUAGUGAGUUAUAAUUGUAUUUUUUUUCAAUAAUCAAUAAUGGCAACCGAAAACAAGAUUAUUGCGCAAAACGAGGAUAGCAAAUCAGAAGAGCAAGAUCAAAAAGAUGAAGAAAUUGUGGAAUCUAAUGCAAAGAAUGUAGAAGACAAAAUAGAUAAACCAAAAGUAGACAAAUCAUCCACUCCUAAAAAGGAUGCAUUUAUCAAUCAACAACAGUCACGUGAAAGUCAAACAGAUUCUGAAGAUACAGAAACUGUGGAGCAGUUGAAAAAUCAGUUGGGUGUAUUAAUGAACCAGUUAGCUACUCUAUCAGCGGAAAAAUCGAAAAUGGAAGCGAAUUUUCAAGUCGAUAAGAAGCAAUUGAGAAACGAGCGCGAUGAAUGUGAGAAAGUAAUUAAAGAUCUGAAAGAAAGACUAAAGAAGGCUCAAAAUACCAAUCAUUCCGAAAUCGAACACGUAAAGUGCAAAUUAAUUAUGGAGCGGCACGACAGGGAGAAAGAACGUGCCGAUUUUGUCAAGAAGAUAAAAGAACUACAAAAAUUAGUAUAUGACGAGCAACGCAGCAAAGAGCAAUUGGAAGGGCAAUUGAAGACUCAUCUCGCUAAUAAGACCCAAUGCAAGAUUCUCGAAGCCGAACUUGAGAUCACCAAGAACAAACUUAAACAGGCUGAAGAAGCAGCGAAGGAAACACCGCCGCUUCUUCUUUCCCUACAAGCUGAAAUGGCCAUGAUGAAGAAGCAACAUUUAAAUGCAAUUCGUGAAGAGCAAAAAAGAGCCACUACUGCAGAGCAACAAGCAAGAGGAUCAGCAAUGAUACAUGAAGCAAGAGUGGCUUCUUUAGAGGCUCGAUUAGCUGAACUCUCCGAGAUUGUUGGAAGCUACGAUAGACUGCGACAACAGGAUCAAUUAGCCAUUCAAAAAUUAAAAGACCAGUUAGCUGUUUUGCAAAAUACUGAGCACAGCGACGCCAUAAUGUCGAAUAAUCAGCCAGAGGAAAUUAUUUCCAAGAUAAAGACUCUGUUUACUCGUUUGCUGGAUCUCGAUAAUCAGAAGAAAGAUUCAACAUAUGUAAAAUCGUUACUGAAUAGUUUAGAUCUGCGAGAUGAACAUCUCGAUUACAAGGAGAAGUACGACGCGCUUUUACAAGAAUUUGAAGAUUACAAGCAUCAAAUGAUAUACAAAUAUAACAUGUCUAAUAUUCGUGGUGCUCAACAACAAAGACAGAAUCUGUCUCUGACACAUGAUAAGGAUCAUGAUAAGACUCAAUUGAAUCUCCUCAAAGUGCAUAGUAGCAAUUUAGAGGAAAGGAUACGUAUGAUUAGCAACGAAAUGUUAAAUAAAGAAAGAAAUUUGCAAGAGCAAUUGGAUCAUCAACAAAAAUUGCUUCAAGAGGAACGUUCAAAAUUGGAGCAUACAUUACAUCAGAAAGACAUCGAAUAUCGUAAUAGAAUAUCUAUCUUGGAACAACAAUUACUCCGACAAAGAGAGAGGUCUAUGGCUCUGGUGGAGGAAAAAGAUAAAGAAAUAUUGACUUUAAAAACGUCAUUUCGCGCGUUACUACCUAAUAAAGAGACUGCUGCUGCAACAGAAACUAAAACACAUCUAAAUAGAUACGAGAAUAUUGUCGAACCAGUUACUGAUUUGGUCACAGGAUUACUGACGAACGACAGUCCUCCAAUAUUGCAUUAUACUCAGGAAUUGGCUAGGAAAGAGAUACAAGUGUCAUCUUCAAGGAAAAAGGUUUUGGAAUUGGAAGCAUCGUUAAGAGAACAGCAGAGAGAAAUACUUCAUAUGAAAGAGCAACAACAGGAGGAAACUAAAUCUUUAAAAGCGCAUAUCACUAGGCUGGAAGCAUGCAAGUCGAGAGAAGGUGCCAAUCUGGAAUACUUGAAGAAUGUAUUCAUAAAUUACUUAACAACAAAUGAUGUAUCCAGUAAACGGCACAUGUUAAAUGCUAUUUCAACAGUACUGCGUUUCACAGCAGAUGAGCUUAGUAAAAUCAAACAUUAAUAUUAGAUAUUUUUACUAUUGAUAUAAUAUAUUUCUCACAUAGAAAAAAUAAAUACAUUGGAGCGGAUUUAACUAUGAUUUAAUACUAACAAUAAGAUUAAGUUUCUUCUUGAGCCUUCAAUUCUUCUAAGAGCCGUUUGCGUUCCUCUGCUCUUCUUAAAUUAGAUAAUACAGAACUUUCAAACUCUGCAUCUGAUACCCUUGCUUGCUGCGCCUAUAUAAAUGUAAAAAUAUUACAUAUAACAGAGUAAACAAUAAUUUUAGUUCUGUUACACUGAAUUAAAAUAAUACGUACAAAUAUAUCAGGUGCAGAAGAAAAGCUGAGAGUUGAGCUUAUUUUACUUUUUAUAUGUGUAUUUGUAGGAGAUGGUUUUCCAACGUUUGUACUAUUUGUAGUAGUAGCACUUGAACGAUUUCGUGUAUCCCAUAGACCACGAAGUAUUAGUGGAUUUUCAGCCAAUCCAAUUUCUGCUAAAAGGGCUGUCUCCUGAAACGAAUAUUGCAUUAAAAAAUUUUAUUAUAAAAUUA